ACUUCUCUCUCUUUUUCUCUUCCUAUUAUCCACAUCCUCCUCUCCUCAACUUAAAACCACCAGAUUCUCCAAAUCCAAAAAUUUUAUUAGAAGACCAGAAUAACUUAGUUUCAGGUCUCCACAUGGCAAGACUCACACAACAAUGAACCACUCCCAGAAACCAAUUCAUUACAACUAUUAACGAAAAUGGAUUCAUUUUGCAUCUUUUGAGUCUAGCUUAACCUAACACACACGCCCUUUCUCUAAUCUUUCCCAACAUGGCUCUGCUUCAGCUCAUUUGUACUCACAAACCCUCAAUAAACCCCAGUACCAGCCUCCCUUCUUUAUACCCUAAAUCAACUGAAUCAAUUCUCCUUUGCCACAGUCGCCAAAGCCAACGCCGCCGAAGACGACACAGUAACUCCCUAAGAUGCUCUGCCUCCUCUUUCUCCGAAAAGCAUCACACAAACCACCCAAAACCAAGCGACGUCGUAGAGUUACCUCUCUUUCCUCUUCCUUUAGUGCUAUUCCCUGGCGCAAUCCUCCCUCUCCAGAUCUUUGAGUUCCGUUACCGCAUUAUGAUGCACACUCUCCUCCACACUGACUUACGCUUUGGCGUCAUUUACUCCGAUGCUGCCUCCGGAACCGCUGAAGUCGGAUGUGUUGGCGAGAUUGUCAAACACGAGCGACUUGUGGACGACCGAUUCUUUCUAAUCUGCAAGGGUCAGGAGCGUUUUCGUGUCACGAAUCUUGUCCGCACAAAACCUUAUCUUGUGGCUGAGGUGGCAUGGCUGGAGGACCGGCCUUCUGGGGAUGAGGACGUGGAGGCCUUAGCUACGGAAGUCGAGACGUAUAUGAAGGAUGUGAUUCGAUUGUCGAAUCGAUUGAAUGGAAAGCCAGAAAAGGAAGCCCAGGAUUUGCGGAGGAAUUUAUUUCCGACGCCAUUUUCGUUUUUUGUAGGGAGUACUUUCGAGGGUGCGCCGAGAGAGCAGCAGGCUUUGCUGGAAUUGGAGGAUACAGCGGCAAGGUUGAAGAGGGAGAAGGAGACUUUAAGGAACACUCUUAACUACUUGACCGCUGCCUCGGCUGUCAAAGAUGUGUUUCCAUCUUCGUGAUAAAAAGAAGAAAAAGAAUAGGGUCACUUGGUAAUUGAAGCACAGGAAGAGCAAAGACUAGAGAGGAUGUGGAAAUGUGUUAGGUAUGGAUUUGAAAUCUUUGCUCUGGUAUUUUAAUUUUGUACACAAGGAUUUAUGAAGCUGUAAAUUUUGAUGUGUAAUUUUUCUGUGUUUCUAAUCAUUAGAUGAUAAAUGGUUGACAUUCCUAAACAGAAUAAAAUUUGCACAUAAUGGAUACUUGUUAAUUGUUUA
Molecule: messenger RNA, 1346 nt
Organism: Jatropha curcas
Lineage: Eukaryota; Viridiplantae; Streptophyta; Magnoliopsida; Malpighiales; Euphorbiaceae
Gene: JHL18I08.2
Source: RefSeq, a predicted model, not a curated record